GGUUGUUAUAGUGAUAAACUGAGGCCUUGCCUCUUGGCUUCUCCGAGAAAGAAAGGGGCGGGGGAGUGGGGGUUAACCUCUUUGCUUCUCCCAGGCAAGACGGAAAGAAGGGAAAAAGAAGGGGGAUGGGUAGAGAAGAGAAAAAUACGUGACAAAGAAAACAUUCUCUCCCUGGGAGGAGACUCCCAGAGGGUAUAGACUGGAGGGAGCAGUCACUGGCCAUGCCAGUACUUACCACUGAUGCUGAGUCAGAAACAGGUAUCCCAAAAUCCCUUUCCAAUGAGCCUCCCUCAGAAACCAUGGAGGAAAUAGAGCACACAUGCCCACAGCCUCGACUGACCCUGACUGCACCUGCCCCAUUUGCAGAUGAAACCAGCUGCCAGUGCCAAGCGCCUCAUGAAAAGCUGACCAUUGCUCAGGCUCGCUUAGGAACACCAGUUGACAGGCCUGUCCGAGUAUAUGCAGAUGGAAUUUUCGACCUCUUCCAUUCAGGUCAUGCAAGGGCGCUUAUGCAAGCAAAAACACUGUUUCCCAACAGCUACUUGUUGGUAGGAGUUUGCAGCGAUGAUCUCACACACAAAUUCAAAGGUUUCACUGUGAUGAACGAAGCAGAGAGGUACGAAGCUCUCCGACACUGUCGCUAUGUGGAUGAAGUCAUCAGAGAUGCUCCUUGGACUCUUACCCCAGAGUUUCUGGAAAAACACAAGAUUGACUUUGUGGCUCAUGAUGACAUUCCGUACUCUUCUGCCGGCUCUGAUGAUGUUUACAAGCAUAUAAAGGAAGCAGGAAUGUUUGUUCCAACGCAGAGAACAGAAGGCAUCUCAACAUCAGAUAUCAUCACCAGGAUCGUCCGUGACUAUGAUGUUUAUGCCCGGCGCAACCUCCAGAGAGGGUACACAGCCAAGGAACUGAAUGUCAGCUUUAUAAAUGAAAAGAAGUACCGUUUCCAGAACCAAGUGGACAAGAUGAAAGAAAAGGUCAAGAAUGUGGAGGAAAGGUCAAAGGAAUUUGUUAACCGAGUGGAAGAAAAGAGCCAUGACCUAAUUCAGAAAUGGGAAGAGAAGUCGAGGGAAUUCAUUGGCAACUUCCUGGAAUUGUUUGGCCCCGAUGGAGCAUGGAAACAGAUGUUCCAGGAGAGAAGUAGCCGGAUGCUACAGGCCUUAUCCCCGAAGCAGAGUCCUGUGAGCAGCCCAACCAGGAGCCGGUCCCCUUCCCGCUCCCCAUCACCCACCUUCUCCUGGAUCCCGAGCAAAACCUCACCCCCAUCCUCACCCAAAGCUGCCUCAGCCUCCAUCAGCAGCAUGAGUGAGGGGGAUGAGGAUGAGAAGUAAAGGUGGCUGUCAGGCAAGAGCCACACCACGCAGGAUGGGGAGAGGGGAAAUGGGGGAUGCCUGGGUGGUGUCUGAGGGGGGAGAGUCACAGGAGCUGCUGCUCAGGAGGGAGAUGCUGAGGAAAGGUCUUGGGAUGGGUUCUCCCUCAUUCUCCACACAGCCCAGUGUGGGCUCAGUAUGGAGGUUUCCAGCUGGACAACCUGUACAAUCUUAUCAUCUAGAACCACUCUACUUUAACCUUGCUGAGGAAAGGUGCAGAGCACCUCAAAGGGUCUUUCAUGAGGUGGGGUAACUUCUGCUUUGACCUAUAACCCCAUCCCCAUCAAGUAAACCACUUGUGGUCGCAGCUGUUCCCUCAACCUGCUACUUCUGCCUCUAUAAGGGCCCUGCACGUUGCCUCCUACCACCCAGAAGCUCUGCCAGAUUAAAUUCAUUUUCAGUAGAGGCGGCAAAGUGCUAUCGAAAUAGUCGAAUUAAAAGACAAAUUCCAGCCUUCCCAGUUGAGCCAUUAAGACUUGAUGUUGCGGUGCAUCAACUCAUACCAGUGGCAGGACCGUGGCUCAGAGACUAAGCCCCGCUUUGGGCCAGAUGUGAAAGGUGAUCUAGUGUGAACCUUAACUUCUCAUGCAAAGGACAGUUUUGUUGAAGAGAACUCUAUCUAAGGCCUAAUGUGUUCCUGGCUGUACUUUUUCAUCAUUUGGUUGACUUCACUUGUUUUCCAGAAAUUACCUUAACCUAUGAGAACUGCAACAAGGAAAAACAUCCUGUAUUGAAAAAGAAAGAGGAGCUACUUUUGCAUUACUCCAAAUUUGGCAGAUAAGAAGGGUCUCCUGAAGCUUCUCUUAAAGGACACAAUUAUGGAAUGCCUUUCCCAUUUCCGGCCAGUUAACAGUUUCAUAGACCUCAAGUAACAGUUGGCAGCACCAAACACAUAGUAAUUCAAUAGGGGUGCUACCUGCACGUAUCUGUUCUAUGUGUGCUCCAAUAUGCUAUCCCAGGGUGUACAUCAUAUGCAAUACGAAUAUGUGUUGGUAGCAUUUUCCAAUAUACUCCUCUCCUGCUCUCUAUCCUAAUACCCUGCUAAAAUUCUUGAUCUAAAGAACCAUUUUGUUCCCUUGUGACUUGGGCACUUAGUCAAAAGCUAAUGCCAGAUUCCCAUAGAAAUGUUUUGUCCAAACCAGGAAAUUACCAUUGUUUUCAUAGUCUACCAUAACUUUUUUGAGGGUAAAGGAAGGCUUGGAAAAUUUUUG
This is a messenger RNA of Octodon degus (degu), 2581 nucleotides long. RefSeq names its product phosphate cytidylyltransferase 1, choline, beta (gene Pcyt1b). Gene Ontology annotation, molecular function: choline-phosphate cytidylyltransferase activity; phosphatidylcholine binding. The record is from RefSeq and is a predicted model, not a curated record. Gene Ontology annotation, biological process: CDP-choline pathway. The transcript is spliced from 8 exons. Lineage: Eukaryota; Metazoa; Chordata; Mammalia; Rodentia; Octodontidae. Bases 222 to 1331 code for a protein of 369 amino acids.